Apus apus (common swift) is the source of this 2449-nucleotide messenger RNA. RefSeq names its product RNA binding protein, mRNA processing factor (gene RBPMS). NCBI's taxonomy places the organism in Eukaryota, Metazoa, Chordata, Aves, Apodiformes, Apodidae. The transcript is spliced from 9 exons. The record is from RefSeq and is a predicted model, not a curated record. Bases 65 to 652 code for a protein of 195 amino acids. Gene Ontology annotation, molecular function: mRNA binding.
CACCGCCCGCCCGGCCGCGGCUGCCGCCGGCGGGGACGGGACGCGGAUCUUGGCCCCUCGCACCAUGAGCAGCGGCCCCGCCGACCGGGAGGGCGGCCCCGCCGACACCGGCCUCCCCGAGGAAGAGGUGAGGACCCUCUUUGUCAGCGGGUUGCCUCUGGACAUCAAGCCCCGGGAACUUUACCUGCUCUUCAGGCCCUUUAAGGGCUACGAAGGGUCUCUCAUCAAACUCACCUCCAAGCAGCCCGUGGGCUUUGUCAGCUUCGACAGCCGCUCGGAGGCGGAGGCGGCAAAGAACGCCCUGAACGGCAUCCGCUUCGACCCCGAGAUCCCCCAGACCCUGCGGCUGGAGUUCGCCAAGGCCAACACCAAGAUGGCCAAGAACAAGCUGGUGGGGACCCCCAACCCCAGCACCCCCCUCCCCACUGCUGUACCUCAGUUCAUCGCCCGCGAGCCCUACGAGCUCACGGUGCCUGCACUUUACCCCAGUAGCCCUGAAGUGUGGGGGCCGUACCCUCUGUACCCAGCGGAGUUAGCACCUGCUCUACCUCCUCCUGCUUUCACCUACCCCGCUUCGCUGCACGCCCAGAUGCGCUGGCUCCCUCCCUCCGAGGCUGGUUCUCAGGGCUGGAAGUCCCGCCAGUUCUGCUGAACGCCGGGUCUCAGGUGUGUGAUGGUGGCCUACACAGUCAGUCUUGUGGGUAUUAAAGGAGUCUUCCAGGGCGGCUACUGGGUUGGCGUGCUCUCCCCAAAACCACAGUGUGCUGGCUUGAAAAACCAAAACCAAAACCUCACGUUCGGAUUCCUCCAAGACUUUCCCACAGCCUCUAUCACACAUCUGCUCUCCGAGAAGAAAAGCAACAACAACCAACAACAACAACAAAGCAUACCUAGUAAUAAUAUUUUCCUCUUUUAACACUGUAUAUUUGUAAGAAAGAGUGUGUCACUUCUGAAAGCGUGGCUGGACAGGCCUUGCUGUAGCCUUUGAGAAGCCCUUUUUCAAACCACAGGAACUACAGGCUGCGAAAAAAACCACCAAACCAAACCCCAAACCAAACAAGCCACAUGAGAGCAAGUAUUUUUGUACCAAACCCCCUCGAACGGGACAAUCUUACACUGGGUCGGACCACAGGUGUGUGGUUGUUUUUUUGUUUUUUUGGGCUUGACUUUGGGAGGUGGGUCACGAGGAGGAGCCCCCACUGCACGUGGAAGGGGCGACGCUGCUGCGGGCGCUGCGACGGACCCUGCGGCUCCCCGGGAAUUGCGCCCCGGCGCUGCCGGCAAGACCUCUGCAGCCACUUCCAGGAUUACCCUUUUCUUGCCAGCUGUACCCAGUGACAACCAGGCGGGACAAUGGGAAUCUUCCUCACGGUGGUGGUGGGUUUUUUUCCCCCCCAAUCCCUCGGGGCUCCGUGACCAGCUCACCGUGCGAAGCUCCGGCGCGACGGUUCGGAUCAGGGACGGGCAGAGGCACCCGCGCGUGUAGCGAGGUGACAAUUUGCCUCCUCCUCCUCCUCCUUCUCCUCCUGCCAUGGCUGCUUGAAGUUGUUACAGGCAACGUAAACUGCUGUAUGAGAAAAAAAAACAAGCCACCAACCAACCCAACCAAGUCUGGGUUUGCCAGCUUCCUCGAGGUCGGGCGCGAGUCCUGAGCGAGCUGAGGGGCUUAGACAGGUGCCAAAGUGCUGGGACGAACCAGGGUUCCACCACCAACACUGUGCCAGCAGCUUGCUGUGGAGCAUUCCUGUACAUUCCCAUGUUUCCAUGGACAAGACAGGAGGCUGCUAAUACCCUUGGGGCAGUAUCCACAACCUUUACAGAGACAGUGUACCAGCAGUGAGACUCCUGGACAGACUAGGCUCUCCUCCUCCUUCUCGCUCUGGGAGGAAUCUGGAAAAAGAAAGAGCAAAGCAAACCUAAAUCCUCCAACAGGAUUCUGGCAACAUUUCUCCUUUCGUUGCCUUUUCCCCCUGACCCUGUCCCUGCUGCAGGGCACACCCAGCUCAGAGCUGCCUGGCCUUGGCUGGAGCUGGUUUCUCAGCUGAAGACACAGGGUGCCCCACGGCCAAAACGUCGUCCUCACCUUCUUCUUCUUCCUCUUCCCUGUUAUUCUGUGGGCGGGCGAAAAUCAGCCAGCUGAGAUUUGGGCUGGGGCAGGGGAUGAGGUGGUGCGAUGGGCACCUGGUCUGUCAGGGUCUUCUGGAAGAAGUGGGCUUGAUAAAACCCACGUGAGAAGAAAUCAGUCCUAAGACAAACCUCUGAGCAGCUGGGAAAGGAACGCUACCAGCGUUUCCAAGCGACGGACUAACUCUUUUAGCCAACUGUUUCCUGCCCUUUGUCUCGUGGAGAGGAGAGAGGCUUCCACAUUGUCUACUCUGCUUUUGGAAACGUGUUUAAAGGUACUUUUUCUAUUGUAAUUUUUUAAGAAUAAAACCAGUGAUUAUUGUAA